Messenger RNA from Achroia grisella, 1387 nucleotides. RefSeq lists its product as uncharacterized. Gene Ontology annotation, cellular component: neuron projection membrane. The coding region runs from base 23 to 1387 and encodes 454 amino acids. The transcript is spliced from 8 exons. NCBI's taxonomy places the organism in Eukaryota, Metazoa, Arthropoda, Insecta, Lepidoptera, Pyralidae. The record is from RefSeq and is a predicted model, not a curated record. Gene Ontology annotation, biological process: synapse organization.
GGUUUCGAUAUGAUGUAGAACAAUGUGUGCGCCGGCCACCGCGGCGCUUCUGCUCGCCGCGCUUUCUGCUCUGCCUUGUCGAGGAACUGACGCCGACAUAAAUUCAAAAAUAUUAAAUGAAACUGAGGAAAAUCAAGAAAUUAGAACACAACCGACUGUAAAUAGAAUCUAUCAAAUACUCUACGUGAACCCGAACUUACAUAAUCAAACUAUCAACAAUAUUAAUAACUCUAGUCUUAAUCUCAUACAUAAUUUAAACUCCGAAAUAAGCACUACAGCUACUGAUAAGAAUAUGGAAUGUUGCCAUAAUAUUGGUAUCAUUGAUAAAACAAAUAAUGUAAGUGUAUCAGACGAGGGUGCUAAUGUAGUAGUAAAAGAAAUAAGGUUAAAACAAAAGAGAAAUAGGAAUAGGCGGGUUGUGAACGUUAUACGGACAGAUGAGGUCACUGUGAGUGACGUUAGGUUAGUUUCAACUGUAACAGUGCCAAGUUUAGCACCGUUUUCUGAGAAGAGACGCAAGCCUGGAGAGACUGGAUCGAGUGCGCCGCUAUUGAAUUAUAUAUUUGACACGUACUCUAACACACAUCAGCACAGAAAUCAUAAGGCUGGAAAUGGUAACAGUAUAUACGCAGCCGCUGCUCCAGAAAUAGAAGCCUUGGUUGGGUCCACGGCACACCUCGAUUGCAAAGUUGACGCACUCCACGAUAAACUGGUAUCAUGGGUGCGGCGGAAAAACGACGAGGAGCCGAUGGAUCUUUUAACCACCGGCACUCAGCAGUAUACAGCUGACGACCGGUACUCCGCCCGUUUUAUUCCACCAGAUAUAUGGAGAUUAGAGAUUAAAGAGGUCAGGCCUACUGAUGCAGCUCAUUACGACUGCCAACUGUCUGCCCAUCCGCCCCGCACUGCAAGGGUUACUCUACUUGUACCUGAAGUGUCAGUGCGUGUGGUCGACGGCGCCGGAGCAGAAGUGUCUGAGCAAGUUUGCGAAGUUGGAAGCACUGUGGCGCUUCGCUGUGAAGUCAGAGGACUACGUAUGGAAGGCGGCCCAUCGCUUCUGUGGUAUCGCAGAGAAGCGUUGCUGAAUGACGAUACUACGAGGGGAGGCAUUAGUGUUCGUACGGAGUUCGGCGCAAAUGGCGCCAAUUCGGUACUGCGAGUUGCGCGCGUGCGUAAUGACGAUGCAGGGAGAUAUACGUGCAGUGUUGCGCGCGCACCGCCACCAUCCCCGCCGCCUGCGCACGUCGUCUUACACGUGAUUAAAGGCGAGAGUCUGGCGGAACUACACCAGGGAGGCUCACAAACAAUGUCUGUGCAUAUGUACCUCGCCAUCAUUCCGGCGCUGUGCGCUGUUUUACACUGUACCAUUCAAUUUAUUAAUCAAUAA